CCUUGCGCUUCCUGCUUUCGUCACAGAAACCUAAUGCCGAGGUGAAACAGACGUAGAGUUGGGAUAGGGCACCACAGCCAUAGCGUGGAUAUACAUCGUUGCAAUUUCGUAUAUAUAUAUAUAUUUAUAUAUAUAAUCCUUCAAAAAUAUCCCAUCUCGUCCUGUGGAAGUCCGCCCCCGCCAGCAUGCCGAACAUAUUCAAACAACAGCUUAUCGAUACGCCCCGAGAGGCGCUUAACUGGAAACUAGGGAUGGGCGUCCUGUGCUUCGGCAUCAUGGGUGCCAGUCGAGGCAUCGACGAAGGGCUUAUUUCGGGCACGGUGCAGCAGAAAUCAUUUAUUGCUGAAUAUCAUCUGGAUGAUCCUGCUAUGAGCGCCGGAGCUAGGGCCAGUAGAUUGGGAAAUAUAACAGGGAUGGUUCAGAUCGGGAGCAUCGCGGGCGCAUUGCUAGCGUUCAUCGUGACAGAUCGUAUCGGGAGGAUCUGGGCGACGAGACAGCUGUGUGCAAUAUGGGUGGCGGGCAUCGUGAUAUUCAUUACGGCACAUGGGCGGAUCGGACAAGUUUACGCUGGCCGGUUCAUCGCCGGCAUUGGGGUCGGGCAAACUACCGUUGUGGCUCCUACGUAUUUAGCGGAGAUUUCUCCGCGAGCAAUACGCGGCCUUUGUAUGUGUGCGUUUUCUGGAUCAGUGUAUCUCGGUAUCAUGCUGAGCUAUUUUGCGAGCUGGGGGAGCUCGAUACAUAUUAGCAACGCCUCAGCAAAGCAAUGGAUUGUACCAACGACGCUUCAUUUCAUAUUUGCCGGAAUCAUCUUCAUCCUUUCAUUUACAGUUUAUGAAUCACCUAGGCACUUGGUCAAGGCCGGUAAACAGGAGCAGGCGCUGGAGACAAUGUCAACCCUGCGCAAUCUUACACCAGAUCAUCCAUACGUUCAAACGGAGAUGAUGGACAUCCAGGAUCAGCUUGAACGGGAGCGCGAGGCUACCAUGGGGUCCCAUUUCUUCGGGCCACUCAAGGAACUGUUUACAUUGCCUUCCAACCGGUACCGUAUUAUGAUCGGACUCAUGUCGCAAUUGCUCAGUCAGUGGUCGGGAGCCAAUAGCAUAACCAUCUAUGCACCCCAGUUCUUCGCGAUAUUGGGCACAACGGGACAAUCGGAGAAGCUUUUUGCAACAGCAAUUUUCGGCGUUGUGAAAUUAAUAUCCUCUCUCGUCUGUGCGCUCUUCCUGGUCGAUUUCUUGGGUCGCAAACGUGCUCUGGGAUACGGGAUCACGCUCCAAUUUCUGAGCAUGCUAUACGUGGCUAUCUAUCUGGCAGUGGUCCCGUCGAUUCAAGAUGGAUUUAAACCGGAGGGACACUCGAAGCGUGCUGGGACAGCCGCAAUAGUGUCCAUCUAUGUGUCUGGGGUCGGCUGGGCACUUGGCUGGAACAGCAUCCAGUAUCUCAUAAAUGCAGAAAUUUUCCCCCUUCGAGUCCGAGCGUUGGCUACAUCGAUGGUGAUGUGCUUCCAUUUCGCCAAUCAAUAUGGCAAUUCAAAAGCGGUCCCAACAAUGCUGCUUGACACAGCCAUGAGGCCUCAUGGCACAUUCUUCUUCUUUGCGGCCGUCACGCUCAUCGGACUCGCAUGGAUGUGGUUUUUCCUACCUGAAACGGCUGGAAAAUCACUGGAGGCGAUGGAUGAGAUGUUCAGUUUGCCGUGGUAUAUCAUUGGGAGGAAAGGGGCGAAAAUCACAGCGGGAAGUGGGCAUGCUGAAGGAUAUAGCGCGGGAGAUGCGGAAAAGGUGCCUGUCCCGGUCUCAAGGGAGCGCAGUAAGUCUGCUCUCCCCAAUUAAUUAAAGAGAGACGAAGGGGGGAAUAGGUAGGGUAUUUUUUAUUUUUAUUUUUAUUUGUGUGUGUGUGCGUGUGUGAUAUUGUUGAGUCAUGCCGUUAAUGCGGAUACUGGGCAAGGUCCUCAUAUGUUCAAAAGGCCUCACUACGUGAAUCAAGUUUCCAUCAAGGGCAAGGUGGCUGAGAAGGCCCAUAAAAAGGAAAGAAAAGAAAAAGAAAAAAGGAAAGGAAAAAAAUAGAACACCUUGUAAGACAGUGAAAUCCCAGAGCUGAGAUCUGAUAGCCAGCGACACGGCAAUGCACGGGGUUCGUACUUAAUUAAAAAAGGGCAUCAGAAAUGAGUCCUGUGCAGUCUGAGAAUGUUGGAUAUAUUUGUGUUGGCCGUGAAAAUAGUUUUCCACUGAUCCAACCCCGAAUGAGUCAUGUAGUGUAGUUGGAUAGAUUACGAUUCGUGGUGGGAUGAAGGCGCCAUCUCAAAAAUAACAACAUGAAAAAUUUGUACAGUGGGGGGAAAUAAUUAUACGUACAGAUGCUGAGUUCCAGGGGCAUUUUCAUCACUUAACUACUUGGUCAUAGCAGCAUCC
This is a messenger RNA of Blastomyces gilchristii SLH14081, 2408 nucleotides long. Its product is annotated as MFS quinate transporter. Gene Ontology annotation, biological process: transmembrane transport; carbohydrate transport. Bases 186 to 1829 code for a protein of 547 amino acids. Gene Ontology annotation, cellular component: membrane. The transcript is spliced from 7 exons. The record is from RefSeq and is a predicted model, not a curated record. Lineage: Eukaryota; Fungi; Ascomycota; Eurotiomycetes; Onygenales; Ajellomycetaceae. Gene Ontology annotation, molecular function: carbohydrate:proton symporter activity.